GAGCCGGCUUGGCUUGCGAGCUCCGCUGAGGAGCCGGAGGUUGGCCUGCAGUUGCCUCCGCGUCCGCUCCUGGUCUUUGGUCCCUCGGCGGCAUGGCGUGCGGGGCGACGUUGAAGCGGCCCAUGGAGUUCGAGGCGGCGCUGCUGAGCCCUGGUUCCCCGAAGCGGAGGCGUUGCGCCCCUCUGCCCGGCCCCACUCCGGGCCUCAGGCCCCCGGACGCCGAGCCGCCGCCGCUGCUCCAGACGCAGACCCCACCGCCGACUCUGCAGCAGCCCGCCCCGCCCGGGAGCGAGCGGCGCCUUCCAACACCGGAACAAAUUUUUCAGAACAUAAAACAAGAAUAUAGUCGUUAUCAGAGGUGGAGACAAUUAGAAGUUGUUCUUAAUCAGAGUGAAGCUUGUACUUCGGAAAGUCAGCCUCAUUCUACAGCACUCACAGCACCUAGUUCUCCAGGUACCUCCUGGAUGAAGAAGGACCAGCCCACUUUUACCCUCCGACAAGUUGGAAUAAUAUGUGAGCGUCUCUUAAAAGACUACGAAGAUAAAAUUCGGGAGGAGUAUGAGCAAAUCCUCAAUACCAAACUAGCAGAACAAUAUGAAUCUUUUGUGAAAUUCACACAUGAUCAGAUUAUGCGACGAUAUGGGACAAGGCCAACAAGCUAUGUGUCCUGAAGCUUUCUUGCAUAUCUGGGUACCAGGUUUGACCUCAAGAGAUGGCUGCUGUACACUUUUUGCAACUGGUUUGGUAUCACAUUUCAGCUCCAACUUUGCAUCCUGAGAACACUUAAACGUUUCUGCAGGUCCAUUUUAUACAACUUGAAAGACCUUAAAACUUUCUGGUUGCCACAAGCAUAUCUUUCUUUUCUGCUCAUCCAAUAAACAGCUGUGCCCUACUGUGA
Panthera uncia (snow leopard) is the source of this 898-nucleotide messenger RNA. RefSeq names its product akirin 1 (gene AKIRIN1). The transcript is spliced from 5 exons. The record is from RefSeq and is a predicted model, not a curated record. Gene Ontology annotation, cellular component: nucleus; chromatin. Gene Ontology annotation, biological process: negative regulation of skeletal muscle satellite cell proliferation; positive regulation of myoblast differentiation; myoblast migration involved in skeletal muscle regeneration. Gene Ontology annotation, molecular function: transcription coregulator activity. NCBI's taxonomy places the organism in Eukaryota, Metazoa, Chordata, Mammalia, Carnivora, Felidae. Bases 93 to 671 code for a protein of 192 amino acids.